AUAUAUAUAUAUUCAGUUAUAUUAUAUAUAUUCUUUUCAUACCAUGAAAGCUUUCUAUAAACUACUUGCGAGCCUAAAAUGUACAGGAAAUGCGAUACGUUUUGUUGCAUCUUCGCAUGCGCCUUUAGGGGGAGGGGCUUGGUGGGGUGAGUGAGCGGCGAGUGUGUGUGAAUGUCUGAACGUGAGCCGUGGCCGACGGCAGCUUCUGCAUGAGCGUGCUGGCCUGCAUCUGUGACUGUGGCUGUCCUUUCCCAAUUGUGAUGGCUUUACUGCAAGUCAAAGGACUGAAAAAAAAGAAAAGAAGGGAGGUAACGGUGUAAACAUUAUGUAAUUAGUACUGACCCUCGUUUUCGAAUGAGCAUUGCGGAGGUCACUGUUCCUGCCGCAAAACUUCAACUGGAGCUAUUUAAUCCCAUCAGAUCAUUCGCUGCUUUCAUCUGCAUCAUCCUCUGUUUUAUGAUUCCUCUAAUUGGAGCAAAUAGUGACUUUUUUUUUUCUUCUUCUUAGUGCAACAGAUGGUUGUGGAGUGCACAGCAGAUGGUGCACAACAUCAAGUAACCUCUGGCACAGAAUAUAAUAGAUGCUGCUUGAUUUUUAAAUCCCCUCUUUUGUCCAUUGCUGUUGACCAGAACACUUGACUUAUCAAUUUAAACAAAGUUCUAUAAGGAAGUUACAUCCAAAGACUGAACUUAACCCCUGUAUUAAGGCUGAAUAAUUUAAAUAAUCAUGACACCCCCAUCGCACGCCAAGUAUAACGACAAAACACCACUUUGUAGAGCAAUACAUUAUCUCCAGAAAAUGUUAAUUUUUUUGUGGGUCCUGGAUCUCCAGGCCAGUCCUCUGGUGGUCAUUGCAGCCCGUUUGGACUUGUGCAUACCAGGAGGGGACUCUUAAGAAGUGUCAUUGGAUUAGUCGGGGGCGCAUCUGCCUUCAGUCGCACAGCAAACACCUUGAGAGGUGUACCUCAUGCGCUCGCCUUCAUGGUGCGACUUCAUCCCUUCAUGUUUUAAAGGAUGAAGCAUGUGAGGAUCGCACAUUUGCCACUGCUCUUUGCUUUUUUCCGCGUCUGCUCGGCUCAAGCAGAUUUUGCCCCGUAUUUCUUUGACAAUGGACCAUACAGCAACAACGGCAACAUGGCACUGUUCAGCCUCUCGGAGGACACGCCUGUCGGUACACAAAUUUACUGCCUUAAUGGCACCGACCCCGAAGGCCAAGAGGUGAGCUACGGCCUUUCCUUUGAUCCAGGUUCCAAGGAGUACUUCCGGGUCAACCCCAAAACUGGAAAUAUUACCUUAGUGCAGAAGCUGGAUCGAGAGAAACAAGAUUCCCUAGAUGUAAUGGUCAGCAUCACGGAUGGGAAAAGCAAGGUUGUGGAAAGAGUGACAAUAUUUGUGAUGGACACAAAUGAUGAGAAACCCGAAUUCAAAAACAUGCCUGCCAUCAUUGAUGUCCUUGAAACCACAGAGUCAGGACACAGCAUCUUCAAAGCGCAGGCGGUGGACAAAGACACAGGUUCCGGAGGAUCGGUCAACUACUACCUACUGAAUGCACAGUCCAGUUUGUUUGCCAUUGACAGACAUAGUGGAGUCAUUCGCAUCAAGCUGGAGGAAACGCUGGACUAUGAGAAAACCAAAACGCAUUUUGUCAUUGUCAUUGCAAAGGAUGGUGGUGGCACUUACAACGGCAAAGAGCAAUUUUUAUCAUCCUCCGCUACCCUGACAAUUAACGUGUUAGAUGCACAAGAUACACCGCCGUCUUUUAUCGGGACGCCGUACUUUGGCUACGUUUAUGAAGUGUCGCUGCCUGGGUCUGAAAUUUAUACCGUCGUGGCCAGAGAUGGAGAUGUGGGAAACUCAAAUCCUAUUCGUUAUUCUUUUGAAGAAGGUGAUGAUGGAGUUUUUAGCAUCAAUGAGACCACUGGUCGUAUCACGCUGCUGACACAGCCCAUGUUUCUAAGACGGGAACUCUUUAACAUCAAAGUCAAAGCAUCCGAAAUAAGCCCCGAAGGGCGUCUCUUGGACUACAGCGUGACCACGGUGGUCAUCCGCGUGGUUGACCUGAACAACAACCCGCCGACUUUCUACGGCGAAAACGGCACCCAAAGUACGUUUGAGCUGACCAUGUACGAGCAUCCCCCAGAAGGGGAAAUACUGCGAGGGCUUAAAAUCACAGUCAACGACUCCGAUCAGGGCGCCAAUGCAAAAUUCAACCUGAGGCUCAUUGGACCGGGAGGAAUGCUACGGGUGGUCCCACAGACGGUACUGAACGAGGCCCAAGUCACAAUCCUGGUGGAGGACUCGGCAGCCAUGGAUUAUGAGAAACAUCACUUCCUCACGUAUAAGCUACUUGCCGUCGAGAUCGAUACACCAGAGAGGUUCAGCUCCACGGCCGACAUCAUCAUCCAUCUGUUGGACACCAAUGACAACGCACCGAAAUUCUCCUCGGACUACUACAUCGCCAGGAUUCCGGAGAAUUCACCAGGCGGUUCGAACGUUGUGUCCGUCCUGGCAAUAGACCCAGACUCAGGACCAUGGGGUGAUGUGAAGUACUCCAUCUAUGGAUCUGGGGCUGACUUGUUCUUUAUCCAGCCUGUUACUGGGAUCAUCUACACGCAGCCGUGGGCCAUCCUGGAUGCAGAGGUACGGUCCAAGUACAACUUUUACGUGAAGGCGGAAGACUCAGAGGAAAAGUACGGCCUGGCUGAGGUGUUCGUCACCGUAUUGGAUCUGAACGACCACCCGCCUGCUUUCAAUGAGAAUUUCCUGGAGAAGACCAUGGUGAUUGGAGCACCAGUCAAAAUUGAGGCCGUCGACGACGAUGCAGAGAUUCCCAACAAUGUGAUCGAGUACGCCAUUAUGAAAGCCGAGCCAGACAACAACAUCUUUGACAUCGACGCCGACACCGGCGAGAUCAACCUCAAGUCGUACAUCAAGUCCAUGGCCAUCAUUCAGAACAUCACCAAGCAGAACGACUUCACCUGGUCAUUGGUGGUGCAGGCCCGUGACAUGGGCCAGCCGUCCUUCAGCACCACCGCCGUGGUCAAGAUCGACAUCACCGAAGCAACCAAACUCAAAGGGGAGACUUUGGAAUCAUUUUUAAUUCACAAUAGAAACAAGCCCUUGCAAAUCGUAGGCGUGCUCGCGGGCAUCAUUAGCUUCAUGGUCAUGGUCACGGUCAUCAUCUCCACAGUCACCUUUUUACGCAACAAAAAGUCCAACCGGGUCAUGCCCAACCGCCGCGUGAGGAGGAGGCCGCGCAACCAAAACGCGUGGACUUUCAAGAACCUCUUCCGGAAAGCCGAGAACCUCGAGGAGAAAUUCCAGGUCGAGGAGGACAUGCAGGACGCCGUGGACGUGGCAGAAAACGUCAACCACAACAACAACGUGAGCAACGUGGUCAACUGGCCUCCGCCUCCGCCGCCGCCCCGCGCCCCCUCGCUUCCGCCUCCGCCGCCGCCCUCCGCCCCCGGGGAGAGGAAGUGGGUGGUGCCCACCGUCUCGGCCGCCGUGGCGGCACGGCCCAAGAAGAAGUUAGCAGCGCAGGACGUGGUCAACACCGCGCUGGUGUCGGAACUCAAAGUGAGACUGGAGCAGAGGAGGAUACUCAAUCGCUUCUAGUGCUUAUGUGAGCGCACGUGUGUACGUGUGAGUGCGAAAGUCUUAGGCCACAAAAAGCUUUGGCCACAAAAAGCUUUGGAUACAGUCGUCAGAGACUUUUCACAGGUGAACAGUUCACACAAGUUCAAUAUAUAAGUGGCCAUUUUUCUACGCAAGCAAGCAUGUUAUUCUGCUUCCCAGCUUCAAAACAUUUGUUGCUUGCAUAUUUUGCGUGUCAAAGUCUCUCGUCAACGAUUGAAGGCACUUGGGAGACAAGACUAUAUAUUUGGUUUCCAAGCAAUCUCCUUAUGGGGAGAUUUCAUUGACACUGGCGCCAGCUAAAGGGAUCAGCCUGAGCAGGUCCGAAGGGAGGGAACCACAGUGAUCCGGUUAAGACCACUUUUUAAUCUCACUUCUCACAGGUGCACAAAAAGAGUUCUUCAAACUAUCUGGUUCCUUCAUGUGUAAACAAUCUGUUCAACGUUCACAAUACUGGCUGUGUUAUGGGGUUUUUUUGGGUUGUAUUUUUGUCAAUGAAGUUGUCCUGAAAAGUC
This is a messenger RNA of Hippocampus zosterae (dwarf seahorse), 4150 nucleotides long. RefSeq names its product cadherin-related family member 1a (gene cdhr1a). Gene Ontology annotation, cellular component: catenin complex; adherens junction; plasma membrane. The record is from RefSeq and is a predicted model, not a curated record. NCBI's taxonomy places the organism in Eukaryota, Metazoa, Chordata, Actinopteri, Syngnathiformes, Syngnathidae. Gene Ontology annotation, molecular function: cadherin binding; calcium ion binding. The transcript has 17 exons. Bases 1014 to 3617 code for a protein of 867 amino acids. Gene Ontology annotation, biological process: homophilic cell-cell adhesion; calcium-dependent cell-cell adhesion; cell morphogenesis.